GCGGGGCUCGCGUAGGAAGCCGGGGGCGAGAGCGGGUGUAGGGGCCGGCGCCUCAGGCCUUGGACGCGCAGCCGGGCGCACGCGGCCUGGCGCCCCUAGUCGGCCUGGGAUUGGCUGGCCCGCGGCUUCCCGCCUCCAGCCAAUCGCCGGCGAGGACUUCCUGAGGGGACCUCUUUCCGUCCCUCGCCUUUCGCUCUUCAGGCCGGAGCCCGAGGUUCCGGAGGCCGCGCUCCCACUCCCGCGAUGAGGCCUGGGAAAGCUUGCCUGCUCGUCCUGCUCCUGGCGUUGGCGCAGCUCUUGGCCGUGGCGAGCGCUGGGGAGCCGGACGAAGAUUCUAAUAAAGAAGAUGCCGUUGAAGAGGAAGACGAGGAAGAAGACGAGGAGGACGACUUGGAGGUUAAGGAGGAAAAUGGUGUCUUAGUCCUAAGUGAUGCAAACUUUGAUAACUUUGUGGCUGACAAGGACACAGUGCUGCUGGAGUUUUAUGCUCCAUGGUGUGGACAUUGUAAGCAGUUUGCUCCAGAAUAUGAAAAAAUAGCCAGUACCUUGAAGGAGAACGACCCUCCCAUUCCUGUCGCUAAAAUAGACGCCACCUCGGAGUCGGCGCUGGCCAGCAGGUUUGAUGUGAGCGGCUAUCCCACCAUCAAGAUCCUUAAGAAGGGGCAGGCUGUCGACUACGAGGGCUCCAGGACCCAGGAAGAAAUUAUUGCCAAGGUCAGAGAGAUCUCCCAGCCCAACUGGACGCCUCCACCAGAAGUCACACUUGUGCUGACCAAAGAUAACUUCGAUGAAGUUGUAAAUGAUGCAGACAUCAUUCUGGUGGAGUUUUAUGCCCCAUGGUGUGGACACUGCAAGAAACUGGCCCCCGAGUACGAGAAGGCCGCUAAGGAGUUGAGCAAGCGCUCACCCCCAAUCCCCCUGGCGAAGGUCGACGCCACUGCGGAAACAGAGCUGGCCAAGAGGUUCGAUGUCUCUGGCUACCCCACCCUGAAGAUCUUCCGCAAGGGAAAGCCUUUUGAUUACAAUGGCCCGAGAGAGAAAUAUGGGAUUGUGGACUACAUGAUCGAGCAGUCCGGGCCGCCCUCCAAGGAGAUUCUGGCCCUGAAGCAGGUCCAGGAGUUCCUGAAGGAUGGAGACGAUGUCAUCGUUAUUGGGGUCUUCAAGGCAGAGAGCGACCCAGCCUAUCAGCUGUACCAGGAUGCUGCUAACAACCUGAGAGAAGAUUAUAAAUUUCACCACACUUUCAGCACUGAAAUAGCAAAGUUCUUGAAAGUCUCCCCAGGGAAGUUGGUUGUAAUGCAGCCAGAGAAAUUCCAGUCCAAAUACGAGCCCAGCAGCAACAUGAUGGACAUCCAGAGCUCCACAGAGGGCUCAGCCAUCAAGGACUACGUGCUGAAGCACACCUUGCCCCUGGUGGGUCACCGCAAGCCCUCCAAUGACGCCAAGCGGUACACGCGACGCCCUCUGGUGGUCGUCUACUAUAGCGUGGACUUCAGCUUUGACUACAGAGCUGCCACUCAGUUUUGGCGGAGCAAAGUGCUGGAGGUGGCCAAGGAAUUUCCUGAGUACACCUUUGCCGUGGCUGACGAGGACGACUUUGCCACGGAGGUGAAGGACCUGGGGCUCAGCGAGAGCGGGGAGGAUGUCAACGCUGCCAUCCUGGAUGAGGGUGGGCGGAAGUUUGCCAUGGAGCCCGAGGAGUUUGACUCCGAUACCCUCCGCGAGUUCGUCACAGCUUUCAAAAAAGGAAAACUGAAGCCAGUCAUCAAAUCCCAGCCGGUGCCCAAGAACAACAAGGGGCCAGUCAAAGUCGUCGUGGGGAAGACCUUCGACUCCAUUGUGAUGGACCCCAAGAAGGACGUCCUCAUCGAGUUCUACGCACCUUGGUGUGGGCACUGCAAGCAGCUGGAGCCCGUGUACACUGCCCUGGGCAAGAAGUACAAGAGCCGCAAGGAUUUGGUCAUUGCCAAGAUGGAUGCCACCGCCAACGAUGUCACCAGUGACCGCUACAAAGUUGAGGGGUUCCCCACCAUCUACUUUGCCCCCAGUGGGGACAAAAAGAACCCAAUUAAAUUUGAGGAUGGAAACAGAGAUCUGGAGCAUUUGAGCAAGUUUAUAGAAGAACAUGCCACAAAACCAAGCAGGACCAGGGAGGAACUUUGAAGCUCUGAGGUCUGCAGAGGGCUGUAGGGACCAGACGCACGAGUUGCCAGCAUCCAGAGCCCGAGGGAGCCACCGGCCCAUGGGUCAACUCGAGGGCAGUGUCUCAAGUUUUUGUUUGUUUUUUUAAUUUUUUAUACUCUGGUGUUUCACCUCAUGCUCUGAAUACUGAAUAGAUAUGAAUGACUCAAUAGGUUAGUACAGAUUUUUACAGAGGAUACAUCUAUUUUUAUCAUCAUUUGGGGUUUGAUUUUUUUUAACUUUCCACUUUAAUAUAUUUCUUCAAAGCAGAUAAGUUGGAUCUGUUCUAUGUGAAUGUUUUUUUCUUUUUUUAAUUCAAAAUUUCAAAAAAUCUUUGCCAAAUCAAGUUGAAUUUUGCCCUUUAUUUUGUUGUUGUCUGAGAGAUUAUUAGUGAAGAAGAUUUGACUAUUGGUGUGCUUUAGUUUUUGUUUGUUUCCAUCACAACAUGAAGUGAGAACCAUCGCCAAGCACCCUGCCAAGGAUGACAUUUCAGCCGACCUGAGCUGCCGCCCAGUCCGGGGAGAAGCAGCAUCUCUGUAGGACUGGGCAUCGCCGUGCCUUCUCCUUUCAAACCAAGCACUGUGGGGUGAGGAUUCUUUCCCAGAGCCCCAGGCCUCGAGCCAGGUUCUGCAGUCUGGCCUCAGAGAGAGAGGCCGCCCAGCUGUGGGCCCAGCAGCCCCGCCUCUUCAGCAGCAACGCAGCUGGAGGAAUGACCUAGGGCACAGGUGGAUGUUUUGGGGAGAUAGAAAAGGUAGGGUACGCUGUCACAACGGAAUAAAAGAAACAUUGAAAAUUAA
Pteropus alecto (black flying fox) is the source of this 2978-nucleotide messenger RNA. It is a transcript of the gene PDIA4, whose product is annotated as protein disulfide isomerase family A member 4. Gene Ontology annotation, biological process: protein folding; response to endoplasmic reticulum stress. The transcript has 10 exons. Gene Ontology annotation, molecular function: protein disulfide isomerase activity. Gene Ontology annotation, cellular component: endoplasmic reticulum lumen; cell surface; endoplasmic reticulum. NCBI's taxonomy places the organism in Eukaryota, Metazoa, Chordata, Mammalia, Chiroptera, Pteropodidae. The record is from RefSeq and is a predicted model, not a curated record. Bases 244 to 2163 code for a protein of 639 amino acids.